Phyllostomus hastatus (greater spear-nosed bat) is the source of this 3298-nucleotide messenger RNA. RefSeq names its product NAD kinase (gene NADK). Bases 233 to 1591 code for a protein of 452 amino acids. The transcript is spliced from 12 exons. NCBI's taxonomy places the organism in Eukaryota, Metazoa, Chordata, Mammalia, Chiroptera, Phyllostomidae. Gene Ontology annotation, molecular function: NAD+ kinase activity. The record is from RefSeq and is a predicted model, not a curated record. Gene Ontology annotation, biological process: NADP+ biosynthetic process; NAD+ metabolic process.
GUGCGCACUGGCGGCGCGGCGGCAGGGCUGCGAGGCGGGCCGGCGCCGCGGUCCGGGCGGCCAUGGGGCGGGGGGCGGCCGCGGCGCCGGGGGGCGGCUAGUGAGGACGAGCAGCGGCGAGGCGGCGGAGUCCGGGGACUGGGCCCGGCAAGCGGGCGGCCCCGCAGGCGCCCGCAGCAGCGAACGGGAUCGGUGCUUCUUUCGCCGCAGCCCGCGCUCGCCGACGCCGGAGAUGGAGCCGGAGGAGGUCGGCGUGCGGAAGGGGCUGAGCGCGGACGCGUCCUACCGCUGCACUGCCUGCCACGGGGACGAGGAUGCUGGGCCGGGCCGCCCCCUGCGCGGCCGGGCCAAGUCCCGCAGCCUGUCUGCCGCGCCGGCCCUCCCCAGCACGAAGGAGUUCAGGAGGACCCGCUCUCUGCACGGGCCGUGCCCAGUGACCACCUUCGGACCAAAGGCUUGCGUGCUGCAGAACCCCCAGACGGUCAUGCACAUCCAGGACCCCGCCAGCCAGCGGCUGACGUGGAGCAAGUCCCCGAAGAGCGUCCUCGUCAUCAGGAAGAUCCGGGACGCCAGCCUGCUGCAGCCCUUCAAGGAGCUCUGCGUGUACCUGAUGGAGGAGAAGAACAUGAUUGUGUAUGUGGAGAAGAAGGUUCUGGAAGACCCCGCCAUCGUGGGUGACGACGGCUUCGGGCCGGUGAAGAAGAAGUUCUGCACCUUCCGAGAAGACUACGACGACAUCUCCAACCAGAUCGACUUCAUCAUCUGCCUGGGUGGGGACGGGACCCUGCUGUACGCCUCCUCGCUCUUCCAGGGCAGCGUGCCUCCGGUCAUGGCGUUCCACCUGGGCUCCCUGGGCUUCCUGACCCCUUUCAACUUCGAGAACUUUCAGACCCAAGUCACGCAGGUGAUCCAGGGGAACGCAGCUGUUGUUCUCCGGAGCCGGCUGAAGGUCAAGGUCGUGAAGGAGCUCAGGGGGAAGAAGGUUGCCGCCCCCAACGGGGUCAGUGAGAAUGGGGUGCUGGCUUCGGACCGAGACACGGAGGCAGGGAAGCAGGUCCUGCAGUACCAGGUACUGAACGAGGUGGUGAUCGACAGAGGCCCCUCCUCCUACCUGUCCAACGUGGACGUCUACCUGGACGGGCACCUCAUCACCACGGUGCAGGGCGACGCCUGUCCCUCAGGUGUCAUCGUGUCCACCCCGACGGGCAGCACGGCGUACGCGGCGGCGGCCGGAGCCUCCAUGAUCCACCCCAACGUGCCGGCCAUCAUGAUCACGCCCAUCUGCCCCCACUCCCUGUCCUUCCGGCCCAUCGUGGUCCCCGCAGGGGUCGAGCUGAAGAUCAUGCUGUCACCGGAAGCAAGGAACACCGCCUGGGUGUCCCUGGACGGACGGAAGAGGCAGGAGAUCCGCCACGGAGACAGCCUCAGCAUCACUACCUCGUGCUACCCGCUCCCCUCCAUCUGCGUCCGGGACCCCGUGAGCGACUGGUUCGAGAGCCUGGCCCAGUGCCUGCACUGGAACGUGCGCAAGCGGCAGGCGCACUUCGCCGCCGAGGAGGAGGCCGAGGAGGAGGGGGAGACGGAGGACUAGCGGCGCCGGCCGCAGUCAGUCACGCGUCCACGUGGGCGCCGGCGGCCCCGUCACUCCUGGCUGUGGCCGGAGGAGGAGCCCAGAAUCUGCCUUUUGUCGACCAGAUCAGCUGUUUCUACUCUCUCACGUCUGACCUCUUUCUGCAUUUCUGAGUAAAAGCCAAGGAAGCGAUGAACGAAGCUUGGAGAGCCACGCGGCUCGCCUGUGGGUCCCGUCGCCGGGGAUCCGGCACCGGCCAGCGCCCCACAGCUCCCGGCCGGGAGCUCGGUGCAUCGGUCUGCUGCGAGGAGAGGGCCCGGAGGGGGCGGCCUGUCCUGGGGUGUGGGAGUGCCUGUCUCACAGCCGAGCCUGCCCUGGGCCACACGCUCACCCCCCCCCCCCCCCGUGCCUCCCCGCCGUCCUCGGGGGAGGCAGCUGGAGAGCCCCUGGGGAGCAGUUGCAGGCAGCUGGGGCCCCUCCCUCCCACGCGGCCCCCAGGCCCUGUCUCCCACCCCGGCUUUGGGGUGACGGGCUCGGCAGAGCGUCGCACCGUGGCCCGGGAGCCUGGGUGAGAGGUCGGCCCACACACAUUCCGCGCGCAUCGGAGCCGCACCCCCACGGGCCGCAGGGCGCGUCCAGCCCCGCGUGUUCGUUCCAGGUUCUCGCAGGCGCGCCGACGUGCUGUCCCCGCACCCUGCCCCGCACGCUCGGAGUGUGACUCCAGAGGAGGCCCAGCACGGGCGUGAAGCCGAGCCGUGUUCCAUGUUUCUUGUGUGUAAGGGGCGCGGGACCAUGUCUCCAGUCCGGCAUGGCCACCUCGGGGUGGGGGGGGGGUCUCAGUUGGGGAGCCACGUGGCUUCGCAGUUGUCACAAGGCAGCUGGUGUGGGGACGGGGGCGGUGGCGCUCACUCGGGUCUCGGGCCACAGGGACAGCCAGUCAUUCCAGCCGCCGCCCCGCUCGGCCAGCCACCCGGACACGCGAGAGCACACGCAUGCGUAUUUGCCGUGUGGGGGCCGGAGCUGGGGUGGAGCCCGGGCUGGGAGCCCGGGCUGGGCUUGCCCGUGGCCUUGGCCCCUCUCCCAGCAGCCACCCACAGCCCGAGCCUGUUCCCGUGCACUGACGUGUCCCUGAGCGGUACGUUUACCUGCUAGAUCGGGGCGAGGGGAGGGCUGGGUGCCCUGCCUGGGCCUCGCGUCUGCAGUGACGGGUGGGGCUGUGCCUUGCCCACUUGGGGGCCACACGCCCCAGUCUUGUGCACGUAGGAGGGCGCCCAGGGCCAGGUCUCCGAGGCGCUGGCCCUGAAGCCUGAGCACUGUCUCCGUUGUCUGCGCGAGAUGAAGCACUGCCCCCCCCCCCACCCCGCCCCUGUGGAGGCACCUCGGCGUCCGGACUGCGGCGGGGCCUGGCGCUCGGCCUGGUGCCGGACGUGGAGGUGUGCUCUCGCCGUCCCCCAUGCUCCCACCCGGCUGCCUGCCGGCCGAGGGGACCCCACCCCGGCUUCAGGGGCAGACGUGUGGCCUUCGGAACAGAUCACUUGUUCAGCCGGGAAAGCGAGGGUUAGCCCAGGCCUGAUCGCAGCACGGUGGUGCGGCGAUCGAGAAAGCUUUGGAUUUUUUUGAGUAAAUUCUUAAUGUUUCAUAUUGUUAAUAUUCUUAAAAUUUAUUAAAUGUUGUUGAAAGCCUUAUUACUAUUUUCAGAUCCUUUCAAUAAAGCCACUUGUUUUAAGA